Stylophora pistillata is the source of this 1908-nucleotide messenger RNA. Its product is annotated as two pore potassium channel protein sup-9-like. Gene Ontology annotation, cellular component: plasma membrane. Lineage: Eukaryota; Metazoa; Cnidaria; Anthozoa; Scleractinia; Pocilloporidae. Gene Ontology annotation, molecular function: potassium ion leak channel activity; outward rectifier potassium channel activity. Gene Ontology annotation, biological process: potassium ion transmembrane transport; stabilization of membrane potential. The record is from RefSeq and is a predicted model, not a curated record.
CCAGUUUUUGAAAGCUUUGGCUGAUAACUGCCGGUAUCACUCCAGUGUUACUUAGUGAUUAUAGUUCUAAAGACUUGAAAUGAACCUCCUGAUAAAAGCAGUGCUUCUUCGAACUCUUGGCUUCUUUCUUUGGGUCUCUCUUAGUGCUUGGUUGUUUGUCGUGGUUGAAUAUGAGGAAACAGACGAAAAAGAAGAAAAAUAUAAGUUGUUGCUUUCUUUGUACGAGUUUCUCGCGUCUAAAUACAACAUGAGCAUCGAAGAGUUUAAUAAUAUCUCCAAUUCCGCUUACGAGGCUUUGAGCCAGCCUAAAUUACAAUGGACGUACUGCAGAGCAACGGAUUUUGUUUUUCAGUCUCUAACCACCAUUGGCUAUGGAUAUAUCACUCCUCGGACACAGACAGGCCAGAUGCUUUGCAUCUUCGUCUCGUUGCUGGGAAUUCCUAUCACAUUGCUUGCAUUUAAGUCAGUCGGUGAACUCAUAGCCAAAGGGGUGGCCACAUCUGUUACAAAGUUUGAGAAGAAAAUCUUGAAGAGGUCCGAGCCCAACAAGUUGCAAGCAAAAAGUGCUCUGAUUCUGUUUGUGAUGAUGACAUUAUUAAUAGUGUUAAGCAGCCUGUUGUUGGUUUACUUUGCAAAUUGGUCUUUCGUCACAGGUGCUUAUUUCUGGUUUAUAACAUUUACUACAAUCGGAUUUGGUGACUACGUGCCAGGGCUUCCCAAAAGGAUGAGGCAAUUAACUCCGAAUGAUUUUACGUACGAAGACAACGACAAAAGACCUCGGGACGGAGGAGAAACCGAAUUUAUUUUCGAAGGUCUUUUUCUCCCAUUGUACUUGAUUUUGGGCUUGUGCAUCGUCUCGAGUGUUCUCAAUUCCAUAAUGAUGGCCCUCGAAGAACACAAGUGUCGGCCUCCGUGUCCCGGAUGUGUCUCCAGAAGGACACAGAAUCAAGGGGACAUUGAUGAUUACACUCCAACAGAAGGCGAAGCUAACACGGCGACUUGCUUGAGCAUGGAUAACUAUGGAUUUCACAAGGAAAACAUGACACCAGUGGUGCAGUAAAUGAACCGAAGUAACUGUUUUACACCAGUCCAGGAGUCCACUCACCCACCGACUAAUUCACAACAGGUCGACUCGCCCUCACCUCGACUUACCAAUAGAUCAACCCGGCCACAACUUGACUCGCCAAUGGGUUAACUCACGCACAAGUUAACUUGCUCAAGGUUGAAUUCUGUUAUGGAUCAACUUGCUCACACAACUCGCCUGCAGUGUACUCGCCCAAUAUGCUAAUUCGCCCAUAAGUCAACUGACCAACGAGUUAACACCCCUACAAGUCAACUCGUAAAUCAAAUUGAUACAUGCCACAAGAAAAAAAAAAAAUUAAACGAGUUUUUCGCCGGAUAGAAAAAGGCAUCAGCAUUGCUAUUCACCUCAGCAGAUGACAAAUCAACAAAUAAUCAUGGAUAGAUGUAAAGCUAGUUUGAGGUUACUGCGACACUUACCAACAGUUGACUUUCAAUUACACAAAUACAUUACGGGUCUUUUGGGCAUCAAAACAAGUCAGGAAGAUGGCAGUAAUGUCACCUCCUCAGUCGACCCCAACCAAAUUGCGUGAGAUAGAAAUUCUCAUUUAUGCAAUUAAACUUGCAAGCAAAUUGUGCUCUGAAUAGAACCAACCUGACACAAAGUAUAAAAGUAGAAAAAAAAAAACACACACACACACACACACACACACUCACAAUAAUAAAAAUCUGGCGACUUUAGUUAUAGGGAGAUUUUAAAGACCCCAGACGUAAUUACAAGUCUUACAAGUCCAAUUCGUCUCUCCGGCUGCGUAAGGUCAGCGGCACAGUAUGAAGCGAGAUGGACUACAGACAUCCACAAUAGUCCUUUUUACAGUUCUGGGCUUG